Vicia villosa (hairy vetch) is the source of this 2352-nucleotide messenger RNA. Its product is annotated as L-type lectin-domain containing receptor kinase IX.1-like. Gene Ontology annotation, cellular component: plasma membrane. Lineage: Eukaryota; Viridiplantae; Streptophyta; Magnoliopsida; Fabales; Fabaceae. The coding region runs from base 574 to 2061 and encodes 495 amino acids. The transcript has a single exon. The record is from RefSeq and is a predicted model, not a curated record. Gene Ontology annotation, molecular function: protein kinase activity; ATP binding; carbohydrate binding. Gene Ontology annotation, biological process: protein phosphorylation.
ACAUAAAAAAAAACACACACACGUUAACAUCUGUGUGAACCAACAGACAAUCUCUCAAUAAAAUCUUAGCUAAGACAAGAAAAGCCAGUUCACAUAGAGAAACAUCUUGUGGCUCAUAUUCAUUCAUUAAUUUCUCAGUAUUAAUAUCAACAUGACCAACCAACAACGUUUGUAUCAUAUGUUGGAUUUAUUCAUGAUCCAUCAAAUAUACAUAAUUGUCCAAAAAAAGAUAGAAAAUUUGAAACUAGUGCUUUUAUUUUUAGGGUUUUGAGGAUUUAUGUAACUAAGUCAGCUUUUUCAGAUGGCACAAACAAAAUUGUAAGAGAGGGACAGAGCAGUGCGUGGCACACCAUGUAAUUGUACUGCAAAUUAUUUAGGAGACAGCAAAGAUACCAGAAUGUUAAAACUAUUUUUUUCUACUUUAUUUGGUAUUUAUAUAAAUUUUUUUUUUAAUAUCAUGAAACAUGAACAGGGAAAAGGUGAAUUUGGAAUUUAUCUUUUGAAGAAUAAAGUGAUAAACUGUGGAAAUCUAAUCCUAUCGCCACUUCUUACACGACGCAAUGGUUCACUAGUAUGGACGAAAGAGGAUAUGAUGCUGAAGUGAGUUACAAUUCGAGUUCAAACAACAUUACUGUCACCUUCACAGGUUAUCAAGAUAACAAUAUAAUCCAACAGCACUUGUCAAGUGUUGUUAACCUGAAAGAUAACCUACCUGAUUGGGUUGAAUUCGGAUUCACUUCAGCAACAGGUUUCUGGUGGGAGUAUCAUACUCUUAACUCAUGGUCUUUCAAGUCAAGUUCAGAUUUUGAAGUUGACAAGAACGGAACAAACACGGGACUUGUUAUAGGACUUAGUGUUAUCGGUGGUGCUUCUGUUUUUAUUUGUGUUAUCGUGUUGGUUUGUUUUGUGAAACGGAAGCUGAGGAAUAACAGAAUGGAGGAUGUUUUGCAGACCGAUCUCGAAAUGGAUAAUGAUUUUGAAAGAAGCUCUCUACCUAGGAAGUUUACCUUUGAAGAACUUGCUAUAGCAACCAACAACUUUGCAAAGGAACACAAAAUCGGAGAAGGUGGUUUCGGAGGAGUCUACAAGGGAUUCAUAAAAGACUUAAAAACUCAUGUUGCAAUUAAGAAAGUUUCUAAGGGAUCAAAUCAAGGAGUGAAGGAAUAUGCAUCUGAGGUCAAAGUUAUUAGCCAAUUGAGGCAAAAGAAUUUGGUUCAACUCUUUGGUUGGUGUCACAAACAAAAUGAUCUUCUAUUAGUUUACGAGUUCAUGGAAAACGGAAGCUUAGAUUCUUAUCUUUUCAAAGGUAAAGGCUUGUUGACAUGGCCCGUGCGAUACAACAUAGCUAGAGGCUUAGCCUCAGCAUUAUUGUACCUACAUGAAGAAUGUGAAAAGUGUGUACUUCAUAGAGACAUAAAAUCAAGCAACAUCAUGUUGGAUAGUAAUUUCAACACAAAGCUUGGAGAUUUCGGUUUGGCGAGACUAAUGAACCAUGAGACAGAAUCAAAGACAACAGUUCUAGCAGGAACAUACGGAUAUCUUUCACCUGAGGCUGCAACUAGAGGUAAAGCUAGUAGAGAAUCUGAUGUAUAUAGUUUUGGAGUAGUUGCUUUGGAGAUAGCUUGUGGUAGGAAAGCAAUUGAGCCAGGUCUUAGUGAAGGACAUGUUUACUUGGUGGAUUGGGUUUGGGAGCUUUAUGGUGUAGGUGAAAUUGUUAAAGCAGGUGAUUCAAGAUUGUAUGGUGAGUUCAAUGCGAAGGAGGUUGAGAGGUUGAUGAUUGUUGGACUUUGGUGUACUCAUAUAGAUCAUGUUCAGAGGCCUAUGAUUAGACAAGUUGUUCAGGUUCUGAAUUUUGAUGCUCCUUUGCCUACUCUUCCAUUACAGAUGCAUUCAUCUUUCAAUUCUGUGUCCUCUAAAUUCAAGACUAGUGGUUUUGAAAAUAACAAAAGUGGGAUCUCAACUUCAAGCAAUAGUACCUUCACAGGGUCAUCACAAUCAAGCACAGCAUUUGAAGUUGUUUCUCCUUCAGCUGCUCUUCUAAAUACAUACAACACCAUUUGAUGUUUUGAAAAAAAAAAGUGUUCUUUCUUCUAAGAAUUAUGUUUUUGUUGAAUUGAGAUUGUUGAUUAGUGUUACACAUAAUCUUUUGUAUCUUUUAUGUUAACUUGUCUAAUGCAGUUUGUUCAUGCAAUUUAAAGUUAAAACACCUUGGCAAUAUAUAAUUAAGUCUUUAAAAAUGUAUUGGUCCAAAGCUUUUUCUAUUUUUCCUGUAACAUAAAGUUUAGAAGCUAAGGUUUUUAACAAAACUAACAAAAAUAUACGUGCCUUCGCACGAGUAAUACGGUAUAGAUU